Molecule: messenger RNA, 1803 nt
Organism: Drosophila kikkawai
Lineage: Eukaryota; Metazoa; Arthropoda; Insecta; Diptera; Drosophilidae
Product: pleckstrin homology domain-containing family F member 1 homolog
Biological process (GO): endosome to lysosome transport; endosome organization
Cellular component (GO): early endosome
Molecular function (GO): phosphatidylinositol binding
Source: RefSeq, a predicted model, not a curated record
AUGCUACUAAUUGGCGCUAACAACUGGACCUUGGCUGUUCCUCGCAAAAUUCGUGAGGGAAGACGCAACGAGCCCAUCGCCUCAAAAUGUACUCUCGGAUGGAGUAUUCAAGGCACAAGCAACGCCAACAGGAAUUAUUCCUUUCAUCACUGCGUUUGCAACUGGAACGACAUCGAAAAGGUAAUAAGAGAAAGCUUCAACGCAGAUCCUAUCGCACCGCGAGAGCUCUUCUCCAAAGACGACGAAAAGGCUAAAGGAAUUCUGGAGGAAACAUGCAAGAAAGUUAACGAUAUAGCUGAGGACACAAACCGUGUAUGGUACCUCCCUAUAUUUAUCGCACUAAAUCCAAACAAGCCAAAUAAAAUAAGACUAGUUUGGGACGCAGCUGCAAAGAGCCACGGCAAAUCCCUCAAUGACUUUAUGCUAAAUGGACCGGAUUAUUUAAACUCGCUAACCGAAGUCCUAAUGGCAUUCAGAGUGGGCCGUAUAGGCGUGUGCGCGGACAUCACUGAGAUGAUCCACCAACUCUACCGCCACCCCAAAGAGCUUGGUGACCCCGAGAAGGUUCUCGUUCGGAAGGCCUGUCAAAAAUGCAAAAUCGCCACAUCCAGGUCCGAAGUACCUCAAAUGGCUGCAAUACCAGCCGCCCGACUAGCCUCCUUCGAGAGACCCUUUACAUACACAGGAGUUGACUACUUUGGUCCCAUACUAGUCAACGUCGGCAGACACAAGAAAAAACUAUGGGGAGUCCUCUUUACAUGCCUGACACUGAGAGCCGUACAUAUAGAAGUGGCCUAUAAACUUGAUGUAAGCUCGUGUAUAAUGUGUCUUCGAAAUUUUAUGACACGUCGAGGGACUCCAAAAGAAAUCUUCUCCGACAACGGAACCAACUUUAAAGCAACUGAGAAGAUGGUGAAAGAAGAACUCAAAAAGAUUGACUUUGACGAAAUCACUAUAAAGUAUGAAGCGAUUAAAUGGCACUUCAACCCACCAGCGGCACCGCAUAUGGGAGGUGCUUGGGAGCGACUCGUCAGAUCAGUUAAGACUGUUUUGAAAUCAAUCUGCCCAACUAAUAACUUUAAUGACGAGACCCUUCGAACAGCCCUUAUGGAAGCAGAAAAUGUCAUCAAUUCUAGACCACUAACCUUUGUCUCUUUAGAUUCAGGCGACGAUGAAGCGCUCACCCCAAAUCAUUUACUUCUGGGAUCGACGAGCGGCUAUAAGCGCAUGGCAGAUGACAACACCGAUCUAAGGCUGCGUUGGCAACAGACUCAACUAUUCGCGGACAAGUUCUGGAGCCGCUGGGUGAAGGAAUUCACCCCAGACUUGACCAGACGUAGCAAGUGGUUCACCAAACGUCCCCCAAUAGCUGUCGGCGACAUUGUUAUAGUAGUCGACGGUCAACUUCCAAGGAACGUGUGGCCCAAAGGACGCAUCACUGAAGUAGUGACGGCCAAAGAUGGCCAAGCCAAUACCCGACGCAUUGCGUCCGUGGAAAAUUGCUUUGGCAGCUCUGGCGUUCCACUGGCCAUACAGGGUCGCGUCCUUGUCGGCGAGGGUGUCCUAACCAAGAUGUGCCGCAAGCGUCCCAAAUCCCGUCAAUUCUUUCUCUUCAACAACAUUCUUGUCUACGGCAACAUUGUGAUUGGCAAAAAGAAGUACAACAAGCAACACAUAAUGCCACUGGAGGAGGUAUCACUGGAGUCGAUAGCCACCAAUCAGCAGUAUCGCAAUGGCUGGUUCAGUACCAGUGGCAAUGGUCGCCGCAAUAAGUACGAUACCAAUUGGGCUGCAGAGAAGUGA